CUGUGAGUGACUUUUUAUCCUAUUUUAAUGUUUAAUGCACUUUACAGUCAUGUAAUAACAGAAAAAGUGUAAAAUACUAUGAAAUUAACACAUUUUCUAUUUCAUUUUAGAAGAUUUGGUUGUUUAUUGUAUUAAUAUGUGAUUAAAUAAAAUGUUUUAAUAUUCAAAUAACAGCAAGAGAAAAUCUGUUGUGUAAAGUUACACCAGUUAAAAAUAGUUUUUACAUGAAACAUCUUGAGAAUGACCUAAUAAUAAUCUCAUUAAAUAUGCCUCUAACCCUUGCUUUAGCCACCUGAACUGGUCCCAGAUGGUAGUUUUAUACAGGUUUUGUCCUAAUUAUGGAAUCAGAAUCAGAGUCAUGUUUUAUUGCCAAGUAAGUGAGUCUCACGUCACAAGGAAUUUACUCCGACGGAAGGAUGCAAACAUAUAAGUGAAGCAUGUGAAAAAUAGGAUGAAUAAUAAACAUAAGAAUUUUUAGGGUAAAUUGGAAAUAAUAAUUAAUGAUUAUCCUUCAGGGCUUCAGCUUCUUUUAACGAAGGAGAUAAACUCUGAUGUUUUCUUUCUAACCUAUAUUGUGUUCUUGUCUGGUUCAGUGCUGAUGCUGAUGGAUGGUGAUGAAGCAGCAGGUAGGAUCACUGUCAGCAGGUAUAAAGUUAACUCCUUCUGGUACAUUAAAAUCCUGCUUUGUUUCUCCUCUAGUCUUCGUGUCGGUUUCUCCCAGACAACUCCAGUUCUUCAAAUACGAUCAUUUUUGUGUGAGCUGUGAGGGCGAGAAGGACAUGGAUGGAUGGAGAGUAAUACAGAGGAGGAGGGAUGGAAAGGUGUGCCCAGAGCCAGUCUCAUCGCUGAUUCUGAGCGGUUUUAUGGUCAGUGUGUUUGUAAUCUACAUUUCCCCUCAGGUGCACCAACACAUGACCCCGCUCUGCGUCUCCGCUGCCUUCCCAGAAACACACAGCGGCACGUACUGGUGUGAAACUGGACUAGGAGCCAACAGCAGCGAAAUCAUCAUCAAUAUAACAACCGGUUCUGUGAUCCUGGAGAGUCCGGCGGUUCCAGUGACAGAAGGAGACAGCGCGACUCUGAUCUGCAGAAGUAAAAGUCCUGGCAUGACAGAGUUCUACAAAAAUGACGUCCUUAUCAACAACGGCAUCGAAGGAAGCAUGACUCUCCUUGAUGUCUCUGUGUCCGACCAGGGGCGGUACAGGUGUAAGGUCCGCAGGUCGGGAGAGUCCCCAGAGAGCUGGCUGACCGUCAGAGCCCUUUCACCUCCUCACCAGGAGCAAUCGGCUCCUCUGCUGUCCGUCUUCACGCUGGUACGUCUCCUGAUAGUUGGAGCUCCUUACCUGCUGUCCACCAUCAUCCUGGGACUCAUCUACCAGGACAGGAGGAGCGAGCGGAGAGCGCUGCAGGCCAGCUGGGCCAGAGGAGCACGCCGCAAAGUCACCAUGCAGAUAAUUACUUAACAAAUAAUAUGUUACUUAUAUACACUUAAUGUUUUUGAUGUCUGGUUUAAAUAACAUAAUAAAUACUUUGACAUGUGCUGCCUUUGAACUGCAGCUGAACUCGUGUUUAUCACCAGGUCGUCGGUCCUUUGUUCUGUCUGUGGAGACGAAGACACAGGAAGUGUGGGGGUGUUAUGCAAGACCAGUCUGGAUUUUCAUGUUUGGUGUGAGUGGCUAAAGCCACCCAUCAAACACUUGGUCUGUUUUCCUAUGAGUCCAGAUGGUGGCGAUGCACCAAAAAUCUGUAAAAGCUGGCUUAAACAGCCAUUAUUUUGGGCUUUUACAUAACAAUGUUCCCACCACCACCAUCUUAACCGUGUUAUGCGGCUCCUCACUUCUGGAAAAUAAAAGAAAAGCGAGGCUGUGAGGGUGGGGGCAGAUGACUGACACCCAUCAAACUCUAAACUGCAUGUAGCUACGAGCUAACUGAGCUAACUGAAGCUAACAGAGAUUAGUGGGUGUUUUUAGCCAGAAGAAGAUCGUGGUUGAGUUACUCUGCUAUCGUCUGCCUUCUGGGCUGUAACAGUUUUAACGUGAGGCCGAGGCUGAGACCUUUCCUAGAUGAAGCAGGAGGCAAGCCGCUAGCGCCAAUUGCUCAUCUGUUACUUGUCAAUCAAAUGGACAUGCCCCUAAUUAUUCAUAAGCUUUAAGUGCUGGAAGGAUAUUCAUUUCUGCUGUGAAGUUGCAAUUUUUAACAUGGGAGUCAAUGAGAACUUGCUCCUUUCUGGAGCCAGCCCCUAGUGGAGGAGGGUGGAACUGCACGUGUGUCACUUCCGCAUUGGUUUCCACUUUGGGAAGUCAGAGAUUCCCCCUGUGACCCACUCAAUGAUUACAUAGUAAUGAGGGACAUCCUAAGGGUAAAAUCCAGUUCAGUUCUGCAGAUUAAGCUCUUCUUCAGGAACACCGGACAGGGAUCCUGUUUUAGUGAGAAAAUAAUAUUUAACAUAGUCAAAACCUCCAAAAAGUUCCUCAGAAAUGUUCUGAUUUGUCUAAUCAUCAUUAAGCUUUUUAGGCUGAACGAGGCAGGACGUGUUGCUUUUUGAGAUCUUUUAGCCUGCUUCAUCCAUUUAAGGGCUUUAUUAAGUCCACAGGUCUAGUAGCGAUCAGGUCUACGAGUGCUGGUAGCUAACUAUUUGCAGUGUUAAAUCUACAGGUUCCAGCAGCUUUAACUAAGUCGUCAUUCCCGUUUGGUUAAUCAAACAAUUAAAAAAUGAAUUUAGACACGAAUUAGCCAAACCUACCUACUCCGUUCAGUCUUGUUAAACCUUUUUUAAAACUGAAAAUUCUGUUUCUCUUGAGCACCUAAAUGCACCAUCAUUGUAAUAUCUGUCGUGAAAGAGGGAAGUGGUGAACCAGUUUUACGUGAAUUUGAAUCAAUGGUUUCUUGUUAUAGGUGAUGUUUACAGGCAGGUGAUAAAAGCAACAGUUCGUGUCUCCUUCCUCCCUUUCGGACAGCGGCAUGAAGAUCAGAGCAUUCACUCGCCUUCCUGUUUGACAGGAAACAUCGUUUACACUUCAGAGAAAAUCUACCCCAUGUUCUUUUAGCUCCUGGCUCUACAGAGGUGUGAAAACAGCUACAAACGGCAGACUAAAAAUAUUUAAAAAAACACAAUUACUAGAAGAGCUCGAAUUACAAGGGAGCUAAGGGGAGCCUGGCUCCUCGAGGGGGUGAUGGAGUCCCCCAGAAGCCCCCAACUGACAGAUGCAGGGGGAGCCUGAAAAAUGUUCCAGUUACUACAGGUGUAUCGAUCAAACCACACACCUCCCUGCUCCUGGGCGCCCCCAGAAGACCGUGUGCAAUUCAAACCCUCAUUACUCAGAGGUGUGGACUCGAGUCACAUGACUUUGACUCGAGUCAGACUUGAGUCAUUAUUUCAAUGACUUCUGACUUGACUUGAUAAAAUCUAUAAAGACUUACGACUUGACUCUGACUUGAACGCCAAUGACUUGCAACUUGAAUCAACUUGCAUCUGUUGACUUGAUGAUGACUUGAGCAUAUUUGAUAUUUUAGCGCAAAAGUGGCCCGACAUGGACAAAAAUCAUGAAUCAUUCUUCGUUCUGGGUUUGAUCUUGUUCUGUUAAAUGCAGCAGCACUUUGUUUAUAAUCAGUUUCAGUGGCACUUUCUGCUUGUUUGAGCAAAUAAAUGAAGCUUUAUGAAGCUUUAUUUCUGCGAUUUAUUUAUUAUCAUUGUCAUUAAAUGGAAGUUGGACAGAUGACUUGAUAAUGACUUGAAAAUUCAAAGGACUUGGACUUGACUUGGACUUGGUUGUCAUUGACAUGGACUUGACUGGAAAGACUUGUGACUUACUUGCGACUUGCAAAGCAGUGACUUGGUCACACCUCUGUCAUAGUACAAAUUAACAAACAUGAAGCAGGGAACCAGGAACAGACAGACUUACUAUAAUUUAAAUGCUGACUCAGCAUUUUUUCAUCAGACUAAUAUGAUUUAAUGACUCGUCUUUUUAAAGUCAAAAUCAUGACUUUCAAACUGAAACACGUAUCAUGUGAUCUUUUAUUUUAGUAGGACAAAUGA
Molecule: messenger RNA, 4036 nt
Organism: Nothobranchius furzeri (turquoise killifish)
Lineage: Eukaryota; Metazoa; Chordata; Actinopteri; Cyprinodontiformes; Nothobranchiidae
Source: RefSeq, a predicted model, not a curated record